Magnolia sinica is the source of this 3150-nucleotide messenger RNA. Its product is annotated as telomere repeat-binding protein 2-like. The transcript is spliced from 11 exons. The record is from RefSeq and is a predicted model, not a curated record. Lineage: Eukaryota; Viridiplantae; Streptophyta; Magnoliopsida; Magnoliales; Magnoliaceae. Bases 746 to 2896 code for a protein of 716 amino acids. Gene Ontology annotation, molecular function: protein binding.
CACGAUUCAACUUCCCUUCACGUGGCGCAUAUCCAACGGAUGGUAGACGGUGAAUGGAUUACCCGAAGGGAGGAACCGGUCUAGGUAGUUUUCUCCACGGGCUGCAGCCCGUGGACGGCUAGCCUUUUACCGGCUAGUCGGGUCACAGGGGUCAAAGGUAUAAGAGCGGGGGUUUAAGCCAAAGGGAGUGGUUUUCAGAGGGUUUUGGCGAUCGGAGGGGGAGAGAUAGUGGCAGAGAUUGCAUGAAGUCAAUCGAUUUUUACCGGCAAUUCUCCGAUCUGACGUCGGCCGGAAUUCAAACGGAAUCGGCCGGAAUUUGUGCGUUUUCAGGCGACGAUCUCGCCGGAACACGAGAAUCUCGACUAGAAUUGGUUAUCUGGAGAAAAUAUUGGAAAGAUGCCUGAGAUUGGAAGGGGUGGUUUUUCGUCAUUGAUGAGCUAACAGGGUUAAGAAGAGUUGUUCAAAUUUAUUUUCAGGUUGUCAUGGAGUAUCUUUAAAGCUUUAUUGUAUGGUUGGGAAUGCUUUUUUAUUGGAUGCAGUUGUAAGCAGAAGGUUCUGAAUCAUGGCAUUUCUCACAGCUGCUGCAUCAAAGGGUUUUGUUCUUGGGAUCUGCUAGUUCAAGUGAUGGAUCAGCAUACGUGUUCACUAUGUUGAACUAUUUCUGGAUUGAGGACUGUGAAUGCAUCUAAUGAUGCUUUUUCUUUGUGCUUUCUGAGUUAUUCUUUCUGGUAUGAGUCUCUGAGAUAUGGUGUUGCAGAAGAGGUUAGACUACGGAUUUAAUGGCUACCAGGUGCCUGCCAUGCCCCGAGCUUCAAGAUCAGCAAGGGGAAAGCGUUCGUUUGGAAAGAAAGUUGAGGACAAUCGGAUGUGUGCAUUUGACUUACUGGCUACCGUAGCCGGCAAUUUGUUACUAGAAAAAGAGAGUUCUCCGGUUGCUUGCCACGUGACUUCUCAGUUUGCUGGAGGGGAGGAUAAUAUCAAACAGGAACAACACAACGAAGGGAAACCAUUUAAACAAGGCCCAUGUGAUCAUCCUUGCAAUCAGGGAAGCUGUGAUGAGAGUGGAUUUUACCCAAAAGUAACCUUGCGAAGGCAUUCUGAAAACUAUGCUUUAAAGGAACACUCCCAUGUUCAAGAUGAUCUGACCCUGGGACCCACUUCUAUGAUAACAAAGUCUGAGAGAUCAGAGAAACUCUCUUGUGCUGAGGAGUCACCGAUUGGCAAUAGCAGCAAUGGAUUUGAAAACUUUCCGGGCACUGUCCAUGGAAAAUGUCAUGCUGAGAGAGGCUCCCUUAACUGCGCGGAAUCUCAUGAUCACAAAGUGGGGGAUGAAAUCGAGAGAAAUUUGGAAGCCGAGCAUCAAAGGAUUGGAAAUGUGAAAAAUGGAAUUGUGCUAGAUGUGUGCAGUACGGAGGAUCCAAUGGAAAUGGAUACUAAACCUCCUGCAUUAGUUAGUUCAGACAGUAGCAUUGAGGUGCCUUUGUGUGGGAACCACAUUCUCAGUGGGUCACUCCCUAGGCAUCAAGAUAACUUGAAAGUAGUUAAUAGAGAUGAUGACGAAAACUCUUCUGGGUGCACUCAACCCAGCCCCAUAUCCUUAAAGGCCUUCAGGCCACCUCGCCUUGGAGACAGGAGGAUAAGGAAGCUGCUGGCAUCCAAAUACUGGAAAGUUGCUCCGACAUUGUUCAAGGAUGAGGAACUUUCUAAUUCUGAUUCAGAAACGAACACUGUUUUCCGUAGUAGGAAAAUAUGUUACACACGCCAAAGGACCCAGAGGUGUUCUCCAUUCAAAAAGAGGAAGUUGGUUGAGCAAAGCUCAGUAUCGACUUCAGAUGGGGGGAUUAGUAGUGAAGGCGUUUCUAAUUCACCUGCAAAGGCUAUUAAAGGAGAAGCCAAUGGUUCAACUGCUAGUUUGCAUGGAGCAAGUGGGGCAUCUUCACCAGUGCCAGCUCAAAAACCAUCCUUUGGACCUGAGGAUUCACAUGAAGCUCUGUCUUUCCUCUGCACAGUGAAGCUCAGCAUCAAGUCCUUCAGGGUACCAGAGCUCUUCAUUGAGAUUCCUGAAACUGCAACUGUUGGGUCACUGAAGAGGACAGUUAUGGAGGCUGUGACUGCUAUACUUGGUGGCGGACUACGAGUCGGUGUUCUUCUUCAGGGGAAGAAGGUUAGAGAUGACAGCAAGACUUUGCUUCAGACUGGAAUUUCUCAUGAUGAUAAGCUGGAUGGUUUGGGUUUUACACUGGAGCCAAAUACUUCGCAUGCCCCACCGCCUCUAUGCUGUGAAGAUCCUCACCUUCUACUUCCUUGUGAUGCUACUCAACCACUAACCAGGUCUCCAGCAGUUCCUGCUCUGGAUCAAGGUGUGCCUGAUGUCCCUUCAAAGCCUCAGCUAACGAAUUUGGGUAACUGCAUCGAAAGCGACCACGAUUCGGUUCCCUCUCCUGCUGACAUGUCAUUGGAGAAAACAAUGCCUGAUUCCAGAGCUUUGGUUGCCAUUCCCUCCAUGAGCGUGGAGGCACUGGCCGUAGUCCCCCUGCACCGGAAAUCAAGGCGUUCUGAGCUUGUUCAGCGCCGGAUUAGGAGACCAUUUUCUGUCACUGAAGUUGAAGCACUUGUGCAGGCUGUUGAGAAACUUGGAACUGGAAGGUGGCGUGAUGUUAAGCUUCGUGCUUUUGAAAAUGCAAAGCAUCGAACGUAUGUCGACUUGAAGGAUAAAUGGAAGACGCUGGUGCACACGGCAAGGAUAUCACCACAGCAAAGGAGGGGAGAGCCGGUCCCACAGGAGCUGUUGGACAGGGUCCUGUCGGCCCAUGCCUACUGGGCCCAGCAUCAAGCCAAGCAGCAGCUCAAACAACAACAACUACAACAACAGGCAGACUCUUCUUGCCUCCUCUGAUUCAAAAAGGAGAGAGGAAGAGAACCUGUGGUGACUGAUGACUGUUGAAAUUGUAAAAAAGGAGAGAAAAAAAAAAAGAACGAAAAAAAAGGUAGAAAAUUCUAUGUAAUAUUUCACCAUGAUUCUUAAGCCGGAUUUCCCUCUCUCCGUCAAUUGCAAAGGAGAGGCACGGCUCUUGUAAAUGACCCAAUCGAAUAAGAUCAUGUGGAUGUAAUUCGUGUGGUGGUUCUCAUCAUCGAUCCCAUUCUUUUUAA